This is a messenger RNA of Castor canadensis (American beaver), 879 nucleotides long. It is a transcript of the gene Rbp1, whose product is annotated as retinol binding protein 1. NCBI's taxonomy places the organism in Eukaryota, Metazoa, Chordata, Mammalia, Rodentia, Castoridae. Gene Ontology annotation, biological process: retinoic acid biosynthetic process; vitamin A metabolic process. The record is from RefSeq and is a predicted model, not a curated record. Gene Ontology annotation, molecular function: lipid binding. Gene Ontology annotation, cellular component: cytosol.
AGCGAAUUGGAGGUCUGAACUUGAAGGUGGCCACCGGCUAGGGACAAACCUCCCGCCCCGCCCCCGCCCCGCCGAGUGGGGAGGGGCGACGGCUACAAUGGAUCCUCCCGCGGGCUUUGUGCGCGCUGCCCGGAAUCCAGCUGUCGCCGCCCCACAGAGCCCCCUGUCCCCAGAGGACGCGCAUUUCCGGGCCGCCCACCACCCGGAUCGGAUCACAUCGGCAGCCGCUGUCCCGGCACAUCCCCGAGACUCCGUGCCCGCGUGUCCCCAGUCACUCCCCGACAUGCCCGUGGACUUCACCGGGUACUGGAAGAUGCUGACCAACGAGAAUUUCGAGGAGUACCUGCGCGCGCUCGAUGUCAAUGUGGCCUUGCGCAAAAUCGCCAACUUGCUGAAACCCGACAAAGAGAUCGUGCAGGAAGGAGACCAUAUGAUCAUUCGCACGCUGAGCACUUUUAGGAACUACAUCAUGGACUUCGAGGUUGGGAAGGAGUUCGAGGAGGAUCUGACAGGCAUAGAUGACCGCAAGUGCAUGACUACGGUGAGCUGGGAUGGGGACAAACUCCAGUGUGUGCAGAAGGGUGAGAAGGAGGGACGUGGCUGGACUCAAUGGAUCGAAGGAGAUGAGCUGCACCUGGAGAUGAGAGUGCAGGGUGUGGUCUGCAAGCAAGUAUUCAAGAAGGUACAUUGAGGCCUGGGCAGAUGACCUUGGCCCUGAGGAAUGAGUGACCUGGAUCUGUGGGCUGGAUCCCCCUCUGUGCAGCAUGGGGCAGAAACGGCCAGCCACCCCCAGGCAACUGUUAGCUGAAUCUGUCUCUCUACUUUAUCUCUUUGUGUUUUCUUAAAAUGAAGCCAUCUCAAUAAAAGUGACCUCUGUUC